Messenger RNA from Paramuricea clavata, 14885 nucleotides. NCBI's taxonomy places the organism in Eukaryota, Metazoa, Cnidaria, Anthozoa, Malacalcyonacea, Plexauridae. The record is from the annotation of a GenBank genome assembly.
UAAUGCGCCAGUCCACAUCUUACUUCAUUCGCCAGCGUAUUUGGUUUGGUUCAGGAACGCCUUUGUAAAAAACUGAAGAUGGCAGAGUGGAAGAAUCGACUUAUGUCUCGCUUUGGUGGCAAGAAAACUAGUAAGUGCUUUGCCUUGUUCACUCGAUUACAAGCCUUAAUUCAACUCAUUCCAUCCAUUGAGUUGCCAUUAUGUACACUUUACUCGGGGUUUUACGGUGUUUCGUGGUUCGGCUUUAUUUUAUUCCGUUAAUUGCAGCGACGAAACUAAUAUCACACCACAUCUUUCGUUUCUACUACUAUCGCCUGGGCAGGACAAUCUUGAGUAAUGCUAGAGCAGGACCAAAUCAGAGUUGAGCGAAUUCGUUUCAUAAUGUUAUCUCCUGUGGGCUGUUUGCAUUGAUAUUGCAUGAUACUGGGUUGAAAAAUUGCUCAGACAAAUCUGAAGUCAUGCCGCCAGCAUAUAUAUUCCAUGCACCGAUUGAUCUCCUGCAGGACAGGACGAAUUCAAAACAGAAUGAAUCCAUAAACGAGACGGGUCUAAAAUAAUUUGAACAAGGAUGAUAAACUAACUUCCGAAAGGAAUAAUCAUUACGGAUUGAAUAUUCGAAACAGUACGCGAAAAAUACUACCGAUCGGCGAUCGAUCAGUCUGCAAACCAAUGUUGUAGAUUUUCGAUUUUCGUUGCGCUAGCUUUUGCGUUGUCUUGGUCAAUGGUACACAUUGUACAAAGCUUUCCUCGCGGGCAAGCUGAAAGAAGAAAAUAAUUUAAUUAUUAAAUAAGACCAUAGUUAGUAGAAGGCGAUUGCACUUAGUGGGGGAAAUUGUUUGUAGCUCCGUACAGAUACUUUUUGUAUAUUAGGUUAUAAGCGCAACACUAAGAUUACAUCAGGACAAAUAGUUAUCGUUAAGCACUGCCGUCUUUAGACUAUUUAAAUGCAAUAAACUAUCAUUAUACGACGAUUACAGUUCAUUAAUUGAAAUUUCCCACAAUAAGGUGGAAAGUACCCGCUAAGCGACUUUUCGCAGAGAAUUACUCCUGUAGGUCGUGACAAACUAUAUAUACGAUCUUCACUUCAACGUUGGCCGAGCGGGGCACAGGACAAACAUUGUACUCACUGCUUAACAUUCGAUUAGACCAAUUCGGAACCGUACAUGUGUAACCGUAAUUUAUAAAAUAAUUUAUUUAUUAUAGUUUAUAAGCGUAAACUCAAACAUGCACGAUUUCCCUUUAUAUAUUCACACAAAGCCUGAAACCGUAUGGAAUCGAACUAAUUCGAACUCAACCAACCGUGCUAAACGCAGUGACAGUAUAACGAAUUGCAGUUUGAACAAAAGGAACCAGACAAAUUUGCUUCGUACGAUUCCGACUUCGGACGAUCUGAUUCAGGAACGUGUAGUCUUAAAUUGGAAAACAAAUCCUAAUCUAGGAAAUAAAUGCUUGCUUUUUGAUAACUAUUAGAAGAUGAUGCCGAGGAAAAGAAGACAGGAAAGAAGGUUUGUUUUCAAAAGAAGGCCACAGUGUAUAGUGAUAGUAUUAUUGUGGACGCCAUACCUCAGCAAACUCAGUCGUCUGAUGAGAAUGACAACUAUAUCAAGGAAAAUGGGUUGGUGGAAACAAAAGAGAAGCAUCUGACACGGCAGCAAGUUGAAUAUAUGCUAAAGAACCGUUUCAAAGAUGAUUUGGGGGAAUGGAAAAGUCGCAAAGAUCAAAGAGUGAGUAAAAAAUACGCCCACUUAUAUAGUCAUGAAUGAAGAUUCAUAAAAGGGAUAUAAAAUGUCCGCCAAUUAUACAUUUUUGCAGUUUUAAGAUGGCCCAUUAUUAGAGUGCAUUUUAAUCCAGUAGGGUGUUGGUUGUACAAUGGUUAAUGCACACAGGUCAUUCAGAUACGACCUAGAUUUUUAUGCAAUAUGGAGUUUUCUGUCAUAUUUACAAAUUCGCCUCACUUGCAUCGUGAAGAUUUUAGACAAACGUGAAAAGCGACUUUUAAAAGUUGUAGCUGUAAAUUUGCCAUUAUACAAACAACAAUAACACUAAAAAGUUAUUGUCUAGAUUAUUUGACGAGGAAAGACAGCACCCCAGAAUGGUGGUUAUUGGUCCACGUUAAAAGCCUUAUUUCACGUGAAUUCAAAACCGAAGAUUGUGAUUUCAAACAAGCUAGGACGCGGCUGUCGUUUUCUAUAACAGCUCGCCUGACUUCCGGUUCACGUUCGUGAAACAACGUUGCUUACAAUCUUCUGAAUCAUACAUCUAACUACUUAUUUCUGCAUAUAGAUAUUAUUGCCCCGCUGGUGAAAAUAUCCUGGGUACGGCCCUGCUUGAUUAAGUUCUCUAAUAUUACCUAAAUCUAAUUUUUAUUAGCCUGUAGAUGUUUGCUCCGAACCUUCAAGAUCACCGAAACUUUCUACACGAAAACGUUAUGGUUAUGCUCCUAAAAGCCCUGAUAUCACCCACCCUACUUUGCCAAGAAAAAUCGAUCAUAAAUCAGGUAUGAUUAGCAAAAGUACACCUUAGUUAAUUAUAUCAAUCUUACAUCAUCUGAAUUCCACAUCUUCAAAUUAUCAUAUUGCAAUUUCAAAGAAUCCCAUCAUGAGGGGCUCACAUCCUCUUAUUCUUAUAUCAAUGCUUAUAGUAUAUCUCAGCUUCUCACAUUCCGGCUUCAUUCUCAAAACAUCACAUAUCACUCGUUUCCCAGGAAUACAGAAAAUGCUUUUCAGGAGGUAUACAUUUAAUUUAGUUAUAAUUUCUAAAGAGAGCGUGUCCCCGAAUAAUACACUCCAUUGGAUUUGAUUGUUAGUAAGUCGUGUUCGACCAUAGGUUCGACAGUGUGAAAUAACCUGCACCUUUCUUGUGGAUGUGUUCGGCAUUCUACUCACUGCGUAGAAUUCGCGGUCGUAUCACGGAGUGUAAACAUAGGACGAACCGCAAAUUAUUAGGGGGCGAUUGCAUCAUGUGUUUUUCAGGUUGCAAAACGUAGCACUGUCGUACUGCUCCAGUAGCGGCGGGAGCGCGUCGAUGAACAUUUAAACAACUGCCAUAUGAGCCUACAAUGUUCAUUUUAGGAAGCGUACCGGUCGGAAAAUGUUGGGCUUUAUAGGUCCUCUUGAAAGCUUUAAUUAAUUAUUUAUAAACAACGUUAGUAGCUGCGCCGAACGUAAGAUGCGGUUUUAGGUUAACGUUUAUUCAAAUGAGCACAAUACAUAGUAAGGAUAAUGGGCAUAGAGACUGCCGUUGACAAUUUUCCCUUUCUGAAUAAAAGGCAAUGCUCGAAGCUCGUCUCGCCAUUCCAUAUCGAGUGAGUCACUCAUGAUACAUCAUGGGCGCAGCAAACGUGUUAGCCAAUCAGCAAAACGCCAACUAUCAAUUAACCCACACUCCCUUGCGAAACGAUGUGGACCGCUCUACCCUGGUAAUUACGCAAUGUACAUUGGUCACCUUGAUAUGUUCACGGUGUUACGACUAAGUGGGAAGCAAGCUUUACAAACUAACGGGAUUUCAAUGGAUUCUUUCCAGGUACUGUCUGGUUACAAUGUGGAGAGGAGAUCAAACAAGUCCGGUUGCCAAACGAAGCAGUCAAAUUAGACCACAUUAGACAAAUUUUCAAAGAUAAUUUCCAAUCCGAACUGAAGAACUAUUCGCAUGGUGCUGAGCGUGGUAUUUUACUUAUCAGAGAUCCUUUCACUCGAGCUUUCAAAGAGUUAAAUGAUGUCAGGUACAAAGUAUAUUGCUCUCUUAUUGUAAGGUGCUUGCCCACUGUUUUCUUGGAAAUACGACUAGGUUAGCAGUGGUGCCAUCAGUAUAUGGUCGGACCAAUUUUUGUAAAUCAAACUUUUACAAGCCAAAAUUAAAUCACGAAAACGUUUUCUUAUGAUGGGAAACAAACAUAAUUUCCUAAAAAUAAGAAUAUAUCACGUCAAAGCCAUUUUUGUAUAAAAUUACCAUAAUUAUCUAGCAAAGCAACUUCGGUCGCUAAUGCCAGUCAAUAUACCCAAAUUAGCUAAAUGAAUAAAUAUCUAUAAUUAUACUGUACUGUAGGCUUUAUACUACAUUAUUGCAUACUCUAGUAACUUUACACUAUAUCCAUCGUAGAUGUAGUUGCAUACUGUAUAAUAUAUAGUCUUGACUUGCAACUACUUGCACGGCGACCGGUCAUGUUGGUGGUAGUUCAACAAAAGAAUCUCAUUAUCUUUUAUUGAAUUUGACACCAACAUGACCUCCAAUUCACCGUUUUUCAAUUCUCAAAGGGAUUGGUUGCAAGUCAACAAUCGAGGGCUUAAAUACUGCGCUUUUAAAUUCACUAAUUAAGAAUGAUUAUUAACUGUUUCCAUUUAAAAGGCAUGUCCUCCCAGGAAGUCAUCUAAAACUGCUAGCUCCAAAGAAGAAGCCUUGCCGCAGUCCAGAACACGAGCAGCUUAGCAGGAGCUUCACUUUUGACGAACGAAGACGUUCACGCAGUUUCAAUUCGGAAACAUUUGAUGCCCUCUCGACAACAAGUGUACCAACAGGAAUAUCACGCGCAAGAGCUGGUAGUUAUUCUUUUCAUGGUACUACGAAGACAGGGUAUAUUGUGACUCCCAAACGUCAUAUUGUCACCAGUACACCCAAGUUUAGUCACAACACCAUGCAUCCUGGUAAAGCUUUCCCAAACGAUUUGUCGAGAACAUCGCACAUAAAUAAGCCAGACAGGUGAGUGAUAUACUGCCGUGUUUCUACAUGCUGCACUUCAUCACGUUUAAUCAGUAGAGGAACAGGAAACUAUAGCUUUAACAAUUGCCUUUUUAUGUCUACUUGUUAUUGAUAUAAUCAUUAUUAAUGCCGGAAUUUGUAUUUAAUUACGUCUGCUGGUUUGAGUAUUUGGUAAUGAUCAACCACAAUAGGUUUGAGUCCACGAGCCGGAUGAUGUUGAUUAAUGCCUGAUAUCCAAUUAGAAUUGAAUUCUAUCCUGAGUUAAAGCUGAAAAGUGUGUGGGUGGGGGUGGGGGGAAUAUCCUUCUAGAAAUGGAAACGAUAUAAUAACAGCUUUACAUCGAUAUAGGUAAAUUAGUAAUUUUUGAUUUGCGAAAACAGCACAAUUUAAUGAAUUUAUAUGUUUCUUGAUGCUUUCUUCGUUGCUAAACCAGUCGACUUUUCACCUCAAGACUAUUUGACUCUUAGUUAUAUCCUUAUGUUGCGCAACAAAAAUGUGCUGAUUAAUGCGAAUUUAAUUGGCUUCAUAAAACAGUUAAUAGUGACUCGUUCUUUAGAAAGGUGAUUUCAAUAGUGUUAUGAUCAACCAAUCACAAAGCCAGUUCAUAUAGGAUGGUAGCGACCCGUUGCCUGCGCUGUAAUUUUUCUGUUAUUUUUCAUUAUCAUUAAUUUCUUUCAUGCCUUCAUGGUAUGAACGAAAAGUUUAAAAAAUGACAGCGUAUAGUGAAAUGCAGGACAAGUUUUCAAAUAGCAUGACUCUGUGCCAGAAGUUGCCUCGGAAUACUGCAUGUAAUGAGUACUAGUGAUUUGUCCUAGUUUUUGCAGCUAUAUCUCUCACUUACGCCCAUAACAAACAUCAACUCUUUGACAAAAUAAUUUAAAAGUUAUGAUUGUCGAAUAUAAUAUGCCAAGUUUUAAUUUUUUUAGUAGUAGAGAAAGAAGCACAGUUCCAUCAUCACCAGGCUAUGGCAAACCUCAAACAUUCAACCAAAUGUCACCUCGGUACAUGGAGGCAGCUUCACCUUCUCAAAAAGUAAAGCUGACAGGAAUAGGCUCAAGGCUAAACAGCAGUGAAGUUAGAAGGUAACAUAUGAAGAGGAAAUAAAAGUAAUCGAAAAAUAAAGAUCAUCUAAGUACAAAAGAUUCAUGCAGCGCAUUUAUAUUAAAAGUAUCAAUUUACAGUACCUUAUACCCAUGCAUUAAACACCCUAGAUUGAUGUAACCUUAUACCCAUGGGUUGUUGUUUUUGUGAUAGUAUCUUAAUUGCAUGGUUACUUGUGGUUGCGUGACUGCCCAGAUUUUGGACAGGCUUUUUAUUGAGAGCGGUGAUAAAGGAGUAUUAAUUUGAAGGGAGUUAAUCCAAAUGUGUUGAUUAUAGUACAGAACUUACGAAAGCUGCCAAAACAACUGUAUUCUUAUCGCUCGAUCAAGGUACACUACACGAAUAACUACUGAAGGGGUACUCUUUCGCGAAGGAAAAGUACUAUAGAUAGUACGCGGUUGAGUUUGACUUAGGGUAUUAUCUACUAUAGCUAUAUAUGUUAUCUUUCAUUUUCACUUUCACUUUGACUUUCACUUUCACUUUCACUUUCACUUUCAAGGCCACCACGAAGUCCUGUGGAAGAACAACUUGCCAGUCUUACAGAUCUUCUCGAGGAAGCAAUGAGAACAGAUAGUGUUAGUGACGUCACAAGUUAUGACAAUUCAAUAGAUUCACUAUAUGUUCCACCCAGGCCAGCAUACUUGUAUUAUGAAAAAAAUAAAAUGAGAACUGCUAGUGAUUCUGGAACUGAAUCUUUAAUUUCAGAAAAUUGUGGCCAUAGUUCUAUAGGUAUGUACUCCAUUAAAAAUCAUCUUUCAUUCCGAAAACGGCAGGAAGGUAAAAAUCUUACUGAAUACAAACGAGAAGUUGAGAGGUUUUGUCACACCCUCCCGGACAUGAGAGGAACAGAGAGAUUCAGAUAUCUACAGUACAAGACUAUAUACUUCAUUAACAUCUACUUACAUUCAAUUAAAAGCAUCAAGAUAAGUAUUACUGUCGAUGCAAUGGAAGUGUUGAUAAAAUAUUGCAUCAAUUCAUUUCCUCAAGUUGAUCAAUUCAUACGAAUUCAAAUUUCUUUUUACUUCCUGUGCGUUUCCUAUUGGUCAAUCGGUUCUGAAACGAAAUCUAAUUGGCUCAUCUAAAAGUAACAGGAAGUUGAUCAAUUUUCUAUCAAAUGGAUUGAUCAACUUGAGGAAAGGAAUUGGUGCAAUAUUUUAUCAACACUUCCAUUGCAUCGACAGUAAACGAAAAUAUCUCCUUCAGGAAAGGGGUUUGUUUUUCCUGGAGAUAAUACCGUAGAGCGAAAUUUGUUAGUUAUUAUACUAUCAAACAAUAUUAUCAAACGGAGAAGGGAUGUUUUGUGCGAUUUUUCUAGGAACCUAUAACAUACAGUGUAGAUGUCUUAUAAUUAAAUCGAAUUAUAGAACUAAUAAAGAAAAAGCCGCCUCCUCCGCGCCGCAAUUCCAGCAAGGAAACAGUGAAGACACUCUCAUUUCAAAAACAACAUGAAGAAAACAAACAAGAAAGCUCUAAUGUUGAGUCUCCUAGAAGAUCGAUUGUCAGACCGAAGGUUUGGGUGGAUACAUCUCAUCGUGCCCGAGAUAAUUCGAUUAAGGUAACUGCUGCAUAUCUGAAGAAGGAUGUCAAACAAAUGAAGAUACAGUUGGAGGAAUUGCGCAAUCAGCACGAGUGCAAUUCUCAUAUUUUUUAUUCCAUGAUCUCCCAGACUGGAAAACGGAUCACUCGGGCUAUUGAGGCAGUAAUGCCAGGUAUGUUGGGAUAUAUGUUUUGUUAACUACAGAAAAAAUUAACGUGAUUUAUAAUUUAUUGAUCCGCUGCAUAAUGGUUGAAUAAUUAUUUGAUUAUUUGAUAAAGAAUGGUUGGCAAAACCAUGCACAGGUAAAACCGACAAUAAAUUUAAGUUAGCUUACCAAGUGAAGCUAACUUAAAUUUAUUGUUGGUUUUAUUUGAUAAGCGUCAUUGACGCUAGUUAAAAUCACAGGGGCGUAGGAAGCAUCAAAAGAUUGGAUAUUGAAAAGGGCACCUAAAAAUUUUUCCCCGGAAAUGUUGGCGACGGGGGGGGGGGACUUUCCGUCAUACCAUACCGAAAUUGCACGUUUUGACCAAAUGUUUUUCAAACAUCGAAAUUUCCAAACAAAAAGGGCACCUCUGAUGUUAAUUUAGUAUUUACAGCGACAUUAACUUGUACCAAAAGGGCACUUUUCAUCACAAAAAAGGGCACUUUUGGUCCUUUGAAAAAAGUUGGGGGGGGGGGGCAUGUGCCCCAGUUCUUACCCUUCUGAAAAUCUCUGCAAUUUGAGUGGUGCAUGCAUGCAUGAGAGGCGUACAAUUAUUUUAUUAAUUGUACAUCAGUACAGUACUGUUCAGCCGAAUCAGCGGUACAAUUACUAAAUCAGCCGGAGUAGGGCUUGGAAACAAAGUUGAGUGCAUGCGUUUUACUGAAAAGGCAUGUGUGAGUAACGGCGAACACUACAGUGCGUUUUAAAACUAGGCAUGUGUGAAUAAAUUCGUAAUUUUGUCAUGCGAAUAAUAAACAAGUAUUUCAUGUGUUGUUGCUCGUACUGUCGUGAUGUUUGAAAAUUAUGCCAAAUUGUGAUCACUCGUCAAAAUUAUAGUGUCACAUCACAUUGCAUAUACUCAUUGUAAUUCAUAAUUAAUUUAUUUUAUUAUUAAAGAUGCACAGACAAACACAAACAUACAUAGACAAAAAAUGCGAGAUGAAGAAAGUGCUUAUCAGCGCCGCAGUGAUAAUGCCGAGAAAACUAUGAGGUUAGUUAGCACGUCUCAACAUAGUCUAUCAAGAUAUCAUCGUCUGGAAUCCCGGCAAACUUCAAAGCCAGAAAAAAGAAGGCCUUUGUUUGAUGAGUUGAACUGUACCUCACUAUGCAGUAUGCACAAAUCCUUUGUUUCAACUUUUAUUAAAUAUUAUUCAUCGAAGUUACACGUUCAUCUUAACUAUCCCAUUCCUAUUGGAUGGUUACUUCAUUAUACGAAAAUACAAUGAGCUCAUGCAAUCACCAUGCAUGACCGUGCACAAAUUAACAUAAACGCCGACAAAAACAUCAAAAAAUGACUUGUGUUUAGUUUCCAGAGAAUUGGAAAUGAGUAUGAUUUUCAAUAGUCUACAUAGGAAACCUCAAUCUAUAGCUUCCCUUUCCACAAGAAAACAUUUGACAACGCUGAUUGAUAAAUCUAUAGCUGAAAAUAUUAUUUAUUGCAGUAUUUUAUUUGCAUGAAAACAAAGGGGCAAGUUUGUGCGUAAGUAUAAUUGUAUAAGGGACUUAAUUUAUUAAUGAGAGUAAGCAUAUAACCGGCUCUAUGUACCUCUAUGUACGAAUAGUGCACUACUGCCUAGAACAAACGAAAAUGCAGAAUAACUAGAAUAGGCUAGGCCGUUACUUCAACCAGGCAAACUACACUAAAUAUUUCUAUAGACUUUGGUCUGCAACCAGAAAUUGAGGAAUUGCAAACGACCUAUCGUAUUCUUCGAUUUAGCGAUUUACAGCAUCGCGUAAUAUAAUUUACUGUUUACUGUAGAAGCCAUAUUUCAACGGGCUAUGAAUCGAUGACAUUCAAAUUUAUGAGGGAGUAGAAUAAUCAUUAGUAAAGAUAUGAAAAAUAUCUCACUGUAUAUUUUUCAGUAUCUCACUCUCCACUAUAUAAUAAAUAUCUAUAAUUCAGUGUUCGUAGUUGAAGCCAUAUUUAAUUACGAAGGAAACGUGUCCGUGAUUUCUGGCCAUGAACCAGGGACGUCAGAGCGCUCUAGAAGUGGGGAGGGGUCCGGGAGCAUACCCCCCGGAAAAAUUUUAAAACUAGAGUCUCUGAAAUGGCAUUUGCUGGCUUCCUGCACUUUGGAAGGAGAUUUACAGAGUUCUAAAGGUAACAAAAUGUUAUAAAAUAUCUCAAAUUAUUUUGUGGCUACAUGCAUGCGUAACUGAAAUAAUAUCAAUUAACAUUGUGGUUUAUUAUUGAUCAUUGUUAAAAAGUGGGGGGCCCAAAGACAUUUAGCCCCUCCCCCCCUCCCAACUAAGAAAGUGGGUUGGACUGCCGGGCCAUGAUCUGGAGAUGAUAAACUCGUCCCCAAAAAGUAAGGUAUUCUGAAGUUCAUAUUCCAAUUUAUAGACGUCUGGAGAAUGAAAUUGAGAUGUUACGAGAUGCUGCAGUCAAUUACAAAUCAAGGGCAAAGCAAAGUGAACUCAACGAUAUCCAUAGAUCCAUUGAAAACCUUAACCGAUCAGUUACUUCUUUGAAAUGUAAGACAAUUAACACAGAAUCGAAUGUCCAAUAUCUAUCUUCAUUCUUCAGAUAUUUCUGUUUAUGCUACUGAACUGAAUAAUGCAGGAUAACCUUUUUAAAAAUGGAAAAAUCAGUUCCUUUCUGGAGACCUCCUAAAUAACAGUUUUGAACCUUCUUUUAAUUAAUUAAACUGGUCAGAUUGGAGGUUGCGUGGGAUCCGGGGCAAAACAUUCCCAGGAGGCCCUAUAAAGUCAUGACUGUAAAACAGGAAAAGCGGUGUUUCACAAUAUAUAUUAAUUAUUUCUAUAUGUAGACUUUAUUGCAUAUUAUGCGCCACUAGCGCAGCUAGGAUAUAUAUUUUCAGUAAAAGGAGUCUUGUAUCAUGAAAUUUUAAGCGCUGUCGUUGCGUUGGCCGGGCUCCUUUUGAGCUGGAGACCCGGGACGAAGUGCCCCUCUGCCUCUAUCCCCCCUCUUGGCGGGCCUGGCUGUUAAUGUCUUUUAAAGUUUCGUGCAUGAUAAAAUCUUUCUUUACAUAUAUGAGCUUAAAAAACCGAAAGAGCAUCCCCUUGCCGAAACAAACUUAAAAUGUGACGAACCAUUUCUAUGAUUCGUCAUCUUCAUAUUAACCAAAAACUCGCCCAGUAAAUAUAUUAUACUAUUAUUGAUAAAAUGAUGAUCAAUCUUGAAUAUUUUAAUUCAUAUAUUAGCUGAUUUCGAAACACUCAGUAAUGAUGCCAGAGGGAUAAUGGCUGAGGAAAAACACUCCUUAUUUGAAGAAGAAAGGUAAAUAUCAAAGGCCAAUCUGGACAGUACCUUGCAAAGUCCGAUGAUAACAUUUAGGUACAAUUCAAUGUUGCGUCGUAUACGACUACAAUAAAACAAAAUUUGUGCACAUGACAUCAUAUGAUUUCACAUGUAAAAUAAUAUAAAAUAUUUCCAUAAGGUAAUAAUUUAAUAAGUUUUCAACAUCGGAAGAAUGAAAUCGUCUAGCGUUACACAGAGGAAAAUGACGAAGUAUAGCGUACAUUAUAGGACCCAUUGCGGGUAAUCAUGCACAGUAGAGUAAAUCGUUGUUCAACACGAAAUCCUAUAUUUCUUCUCAUUUAAAAAAAAUAAAAUAGCAAACAUAAAUUUUCUCCAUUGUUUCUUAAAGAUUUUUCAAGGAGGAGCCUGUGCGUUUAGAUCAAUUUGUGGAUCGAUGUCGUCAUGCUGUUGGGAACCUUCAUUCAUUACAAAAGUAAGAAUACACCACUAUGUAUACGGCCUAUUUUUGGUAAGCCUGAGAAUAGUUUAAGAGUGGCAUGCGAGAAUUUUGGAGCAUCUCACUCGAUACAAUUAAUUGUUGAAGAGAUUUGUAGAUGGAAAUUUCGAGUGGAAUUUUUAUACAUAAAUUUGACCAAACCAGGAGCAGUUGCGAACCUUGUCGAGCUUAGACUUGCUCCAAGUCUCUCUUUCAUUGUCAUAUCGAUCCACUAUAGUGUACAUUACAUGACGUAGCACGGAGAGGCGGAGCGAGAAAGAGAGACUUUCAACUUCGGAAAAUCUCGGUUCAAAACUGAACCGAAAAUGCAAGACUUGCUUUAAUUCUUUCCUUCAAUUUCAUUCUGUAUUAUUUACUAUAAUGGAACUCGUGUUAUUUACACUGUGUUAUGUCAAUACAUAUAAACACUGAUAGAAAACAAUUAAAGCAAGUCUUGCAUUUUCGGUUCAGUUUUGAACCGAGAUUUUCCGAAGUUGACAAGUCUCUCUUUCUCGCUCCGCCCAUCCGUACUACGUCAUGUAAUGUACACUAUAGUGGAUCGGUACUAUAUGACAAUGAAAGAGAGACCUGGAGCAAGUCUAUGUAGAGCUCUACUUGAAUGUCAUGAGAUAUAUCACAUCGUAUCAAUCAUAUCGUAUUAUAGAAUUGGCAAUAGCACUCUUUGGAAUUUUUUUCACACCAUAUAUAUGUUCCAUUUUUUCCAGGCUGGCGUCGGCGCAACCGGACGUGAACGAGCUAUCCAGAAUUAGAAAUACUAGUUCUUCAGUGACUGUGAGUAUAUGACGUUUAUUCUAUAAUGCAUGUUUUGCAUGAUAUUUGCCACAACCAACACAAGAAAAAGUUAGAGAACGAUACUUUUUUAUAGCCUCAUCCGCAGGCAUAUUUUUUUCAAUCAUGCAUCCUGCAUGACCUUAGGGUUAGGAUGAUUGGAAAUGCAAAAAUAUAGAGGUGCAGAUAUACCAGCAAAAUCCAGAUAUCUAUAUAGAAAGAAAUGCCUGUGGAGGAUGCUAGCAUUUUCUCUACUUUCCAUGCAAUUUCCAAAUCAUGUCCAUUCAUCUAGUACUAUACCUAAAAUUGGUUUGUUCCAUGCACGGCAUAAACUGCUAUAUGAUUUCACUAUAAUUAUAUUAAUAAUAAUAAUAAUUUCACUAACUGUAUCUUUACCAAGUGUGUAUGUUCGUACCAUCUAUAAUAUUAAAUAAAUAUGUUUCUAAUUUUCAAAAUCAAAUAUUCAAAUAAAUAAAUUUUGUAUUUUCCGAUCUUGUGUUAAUUAUUAGACUUUGAAAAUUCCAAUGAAAGAAACAGAUACCAUAAAGCGAAAAGAGAGCUACAGACGGGGUACUGUUGUAACGCAGGUAAUAGAAUAUUCUGAUUUCUUUCUCAAUAAGGUAUUAAAAGCUUUACACAAUCGGAAAAGAAGAGAGAAACUUCAUUAAAUCACCAUAAACCCAGUCUUAAGCAAAAAACAAGUUAUAAUAGGAUAUAUAAAAUCAUGCUAGUUUUCGUACGUAAAAAUGUUUAUCAUAUUAAACUUUUGAAGAUGAUAUAUUGUUGAAUUUGCUUAACUGGAAAUGCAUGAUCACACUAUUGCAUGCUCAGAAAGCUUUGCACUCGCAAUUUCUUAACUUGCUGUUGUCUUUCAUACAUGUGCAGAUAUCUCACAAAACGAAAGUCGAAUAUGGAGGAACAACUACAUCCGCUAACUACAACCAAAACACUGUCAGCCAGGUUUGUAUAUAUUGCAUAAUAAUGUUAUUUUUAUCGCCUCAGAUUCUGCGAAAGAAUGUAAACCUCGUAUUUCUCUCAGUGCUCAUGCACGAGAGAAGUUUCUCGGUCCUCUGACUAGUUUUUCCUCCCUCAUGAUGAUAUGUAAGCGGGACUAUUUAAGCCCAGAUCAAACGAGGAGGAGAUUGUAUAUGAUAAUUGCCAGUCACACGACCUUGGCUAUAGCUGCUCUCAAUGCAUUCCCAAACUUUUAUUUUGUUGAUCUAGAGCUUGAAAUGUCCCCAUGCAGUAAAUACGAGAUUGCCAAGUCUCAACAGCUCUCAUUUGACCUAAUCUUCCCUUAUAUCUCCAUCUCUGUCAGUAUAUGCUCAAUAUGCGCUUGCAUAUUGAUGAGGGAAAAUUAGAAGGCUGAAUAAAGAAAUUGUUUCGCAAAAGGUCAUGUGGAGCUCAUGCCAACACGAGCCGCCAAAUACACCCUUCCAGAAAGUACUUAGCCUUGGCUACAGACCUCGUUUUCAGGAUUGAUAUAUCGGCUUUAGAGCCCUGCAUGUAGCUUAUUACUUAUGACUUAAUUAUAUAAAGGCAUUUUAUAUUAUCUAAUAUAACUGUAUGAUUUUGUAAAUGUGUCACCUAUAACCAGAUAAAUGACUCGAAAGCCAACAUCUCAAUACCGAAAAUGGGGCUCUAUAUCCAAUAUCCAAGGCUGAGUACGUUUCCAGAAGGGUGUAUUUAGCCUCACUGAUUUUGCGCGUGUCUUGAAAUGCGAAGAAAACUAUGAAACUCUUUAUUGUUGUUCGUAUGCAUAACAUGAUAAUAUGAAACUUAUUUGCUUUCAGGGAAACGUAGCUAAAACGAAAGUUCGUUUCAACGAUUCACCAAAUAGCAUAACUUAUCAUCAAUGAACCUCACAAUGCCGCACAUCUUACAAUGUUUACAUCUGGAACGAUAUAUUGUGAAUGGUUCAGAAAGCCCGACUUUUAUAACACGCUUCAGUUCAAACCAAGCAGUUGACCUGAAACAACGUUUGCAGAAACUCAAACUAUAACGUUACAUUUCAUAGCAGAAGUACCAUUGUCGAUUGUACAAAACUCUUAACUUAAAUCUAUCAUUCUAAACGUUUUAGUCACUUUUUCUAUAUACGUAGGAUCCUCAGGAUGACUCUAACUUAUAGUGACUCCAAAUUGGUGACAUUCUUACGGCCACCAAUAAUACAGAUGGUUAAUUUUAUCCGUGUUAAUGGUAGAGCGGUUCAGAUUUGACUAUACCAUUACUGGCUACCUCUCACUGCAAUCUUGGACAAAAAGAUUUUUAAGAAUUACCACCCAUACUCUAUAGUUUCCUCUUAAUGUGCAGUUUUUCGACACCACCCCCACCCCCCACCCCAACCCCUCCCGCCCAGUUCAAUGUUGGAUAUCAAGAUAUCAAACAGAGAAAUGAGCCCGUCUGACAUCAACAUUGAUCAGGGGGGUGGGGGGGCUCAUUUGCAUUUUAAAAUUUAAUUUUUUAUCAGUUAAUAUCAAUUACAGACGAAAAACAAAAAAUUCUCAACAAUAUUUUCCAAGAUUGUGCCUUACUACCCAUUUGAUUGGUAAAGCCCAUAUUCCACUGGGCGAUUUGUUCGCGCGAAGCGAAAAACAAGUCUCAAUGUGAUUGGUCAGCGAAAAAAUUCGCCGCGAAAAAGAUGGAUCGGUUCCUACUUCACCUAGUGGAAAAUGGGCUUUAAUCAUGUAGAUUAACACAUCUGAUUGGUUAAUGGUAGCAGUACAGUCGUAAAAAUCUCACACCUUGUGAACAAGAUAUGUUCGCACUGCUUGUUCCCAUUUGUUGACAAGUCUGGGACUUAUCAUCUCAUAACGAGGCUGGUGACAAGUUUAUUAUUGCUCAACUAGUCUGAUUUCGUCUGCAC